This is a messenger RNA of Penicillium canescens, 1536 nucleotides long. RefSeq lists its product as uncharacterized. NCBI's taxonomy places the organism in Eukaryota, Fungi, Ascomycota, Eurotiomycetes, Eurotiales, Aspergillaceae. The record is from RefSeq and is a predicted model, not a curated record. The transcript is spliced from 5 exons. Gene Ontology annotation, molecular function: ABC-type transporter activity. Gene Ontology annotation, cellular component: membrane. The annotation marks the transcript as partial.
GGACUGGACUCUCAAACUGCAUGGUCUAUCUGUGCAUUUCUUAGAAAGCUAGCAGAUAGCGGACAGGCCGUUCUCUCAACUAUUCACCAGCCUAGCGCGGUCUUGUUCCAGCAGUUUGACCGGCUUCUUUUCUUGGGAAAGGGUGGAAAGACAGUCUACUUUGGUAACCUAGGGGAACAGCCACAAACUUUGCUUGACCAUUUCGAACGCAAUGGCGCUAGAAAAUGCGAUGCGUCUGAAAACCCUGCAGAAUACAUGUCGGAAAUCAUUGGCGCCGGCGCUGCCGGCUACUCUGUUCUGGACUGGCCAGUAGUCUGGAAAGACAGCCCCGAGGCGCGGGAGGUGGAGGCCGAAUUUCAGCGUAUACACGCAAGUGGAGCUGCUGCUAACGCCCAUUCCAACGAAAGUUUUGGUACUGGUUAUAACGAACAGAGUGAAUUUGCUAUGCCGUACCUCGAUCAGAUUUGGUGUGUCAGACACCGGGUCUUCCGGCAGUACUGGCGUGAACCUUCCUAUAUUGGGGCAAAGUUCAUGCUUGGUAUUGUUUCGGCUUUGUUUAUUGCUUUCUCCUACUUCAAGCCUGGAAGCUCUAUACAGGGGAUACAAAAUCACCUCUUCAGUUCGUUCAUGCUUACAUCAAUCUUCUCAACCCUAGUCCAACAGAUCAUGCCCAAGUUCGUCACUCGACGCUCGUUGUAUGAAGUUUGUGAGCGCCCCUGGGAGACAUACUCUUGGGUAGCAUUCAUUGUCUCGAACAUAUUGGUCGAGAUACCAUACCAGGUGUUGCUAGGGCUUUUGGUCUGGGCCAGUUACUAUUACCCCAUCUAUGGGGCGAAUCAGAGCUCUCAAGUGCAGGGAAUGAUGCUUCUUUUCGUGAUUCAAUUCUUUGUGUUUACCUCAACAUUUGCCGAGCUUGUCAUCUCAGCAUUGCCAGAUGCUGAAACAGGAGGAACUGUCGCAACAUUGGCAUUUGCUCUCAUCUUGACAUUUAAUGGAGUAAUGCAGACCCCAACUGCACUCCCCGGGUUCUGGAUUUUCAUGUACCGCGUUUCGCCGUUGACAUACUUGAUUGCAGGCAUAUGCGGAAAUGUGACUACACUCUCAAGCUGUACAUUGCUCCCAAGCGGAGCUAACUGUAUUCAGCCCACCUCAAGGCCAGACGUGCGGUCAAUAUCUUACAGACUGGCUGAUGGUCGCUCCCGGGCAAUUGUACAACCCUGCAUGGCCUUGAGUGAUAUAUGUAUGUUAUGCCCUCUUCUCCCAAGAGAAUACACCGUCGAACGUCUUCACCUAUUUGUGGUAAAACCCCGUUCUAACUUAACCUGUGAUUCAGAUUAUGAUGAAAGAUGGCGCAAUUGGGGCCUUGGGUGGGUUUACAUUUGUUUCAAUAUCGCGGCGGCCGCAACCUUAUACUAUUUCGUGUCUGCCAUUAUAAGCCCACGCUACUCAUUCGAACUCUUCACGCCUGUGGAGGAGUUCUACACAGACUUUUCAGGAGACGAUCAGGCAAGACACCCUAGGCAGAGAAGAUCAUAA